AUGCAAUCAAGGAAUGUGCUGGAACAUGAUGGAAAGCGGUGGAAUGUUCCAUCAGGGUCUAGAUCUAAUCAUGUGCUACAGGUCUGGAUCAAAUCCGAAAAGAAUGUGCUCCUUGAGAAUUUGCAGCUCGGACUUCCCAAAGCCUUCUUGACUGGGAUAUAUGCGCAGAAUGACACAAUCAAGGCAUACCAAGUACACGAGCACAUCCUUCCACUGGCGCAGUGUAUCAAAAGAGACAUUGUUUUGCCCUCUGCGGAUGCGUUGCAAAUUGGGAUUGGUGAAUUUAGCCCGGAGAGACAGAAAAUAUUCCAGGCUCAUGCACGCAGGGUCAAAGGUCGCAGAUAUGGCCGACAUUUCUGCAGCCCAUCGUUGAGCCGCUUCGUUGUCUUUAAUGUUACCGAGCCAGGACGACGGCAUGUUCGGUCGGCACAAAAGACGUUGGCUUGUGUCUGUAGAGUGGCACAAUCAAGGUCAAGAAUAACAGCUGUGAGUGGGCACGCACGUAAUGGUCGCGGUCAAGAAAAUAGUUCAAACAAACGUGCUAAGACGCGGCGACUGCCGCCAGUAGUCAUGUCAGUAGUUGACGGGCUACGGGGCGCAUUCAAUGCGGUCAGGGGAGUUUGUGUGUGGGCGGGUAUGCGCGAUGCGCGCGGUAAUCAACCGAUUCGUCCAUAG
This is a messenger RNA of Rhodofomes roseus, 675 nucleotides long. RefSeq lists its product as uncharacterized. The transcript is spliced from 7 exons. The coding region runs from base 1 to 675 and encodes 224 amino acids. The record is from RefSeq and is a predicted model, not a curated record. NCBI's taxonomy places the organism in Eukaryota, Fungi, Basidiomycota, Agaricomycetes, Polyporales, Fomitopsidaceae.